ACUUCCCCUAAUUCCCACCCAACAAUGAAAAAGCAGCAGCAGCAAGCAGCAGAGGAGAGAGGGGCACUCGGGACUGAGACUGAGACUCCUCAACAGAACAGUUAGUCCCCGCCACCGGCACCAACUGAAAAACAAAAAAGAAAAAAUAUAUAAAAGCUUCAGAAAAAAGAAGCUUCUAGAUCCUUCUCAUCCAUGGCGGACACCGCGAGAUCCACGGGCACAGUCAAGUGGUUCAGCGCGCAGAAGGGGUUCGGCUUCAUCGCCCCCGACGACGGCACCGAAGAUCUCUUCGUCCACCAGACCUCGAUCCAAUCCGACGGCUUCCGGACCCUCUCGGAGGGCCAGCCCGUCGACUUCCUCGUCGAAUUAGGCGAAGACGGACGCACCAAAGCCGUCGACGUCGUCGCCUCUAUCGCCCGAUCCCGAGGUCCCGGCUUUGACCAUGGCCGUGGACGCGGCCGUUUUGGCGGGAGGGGUGGCGGUUAUGGCGGGAGAGGGGUAGGCAAUGGAGGCGGCGGGCGUGGUGGUUAUGGAAGGUUCGGUGGAGGGUAUGAUGUCGGGAGAGGCGGCGGGAGGGGUGGCGGUUAUAGUGGUGGUUACGGUGGUGGUCGCGGCGGUGGCGAGUGCUACAAUUGCGGCGGAUUUGGGCAUUUGGCUAGGGACUGUAUUCAGGACGGCGGCGGCGGUGGCGGUGUUGGAAGAUUUGGUGGCGGUGGUCGAGGAUACGGUAGCCGUGGAGGCGGUGGUGGCCGUGGGUGUUAUAAUUGCGGAGGGGAAGGGCAUUUGGCAAGGGAAUGUCCUAAUGACCAGAAGUGAGAAUUUGGGUCAUGUUCUGUCGGGUGGCUUGGCUUUGGAUGUGGGUGUAUAGGUCUCUGUGGUUUCCCACGCUUUUGGGUGCUUGCUUGGUGAUUGCUCUUGGCGUAUGAAGAAAGGAGGGCUCUUGUUUGUCACCAAUGUGUUCUUAAUUUGGGUAAUUUUUUGUUCGUUUUUGCAUGAUUUGGUGGUAUGUGGGUGAUUGUUUUUGCAUAUAUUAGAUGGUAGUUUUCUCGUUCUAAUUCAUUGUUUCUCCUCAUUUUUCAUACCUAUUCUUCUUGUUGUUCAAUAUGAAAUCAAUGAUCAUGUUUUGGUGUCAUUUGCCACUUCCCUUUAAGUUUAAUUAUUUUUCAUUCUUCUUGCCCUGUUUAGAGAUGUAUUAUGUUUUUGGUUCUAUAAAGAUUUGAUGACUUUUGAGUAUCUAUAGUUUGACACCAAAAUACCGAUUUGAUCUUUGUUCCUUCCUUCCUUGUGGGUAUCUCUGAGCAACAAAAAGAUGGUCCUUCCUUUUGAAAGGGACAUUCACCUGUUUUGCACUUCUCAUUUUUUCUGGUUUCAGUUGUGGAUAUAGUAUUUUGUCCUUUGCAAUCUUUAUAUUGCUGUGGAUCUUUCUUUUUUUUUCUGGUUGCUUUGCUGCUUAAAUUACAUCUUGAGUUAUCGUCAACUUAAUGGCAGCAACAUGCUCAUCAAGUCAAGUCAUCUUAUCCACUUCCCUGAAAAGAACAAGAACCAUGUCAUACACCCUAUCCUAGUUGAUAAUCAAUGAGAGGUUGAUAUUUCACAGGUCAAGAUUGCAUUUCCCCCUUUCGGCAUGAUCAACAUCUUUUCGAAAUGUCUUUGUCGUGCGUCACUUGUUUCUAAGCUCAAUCGUUCUUCACAGUCUUGAUCUUCCAUGUGGUGCCCUCUUUAUCUCCCACUAUUGAUUUUUGUAGAAGGGAACAAAGAUGCAUCCCCAUGUGUUUAUAUCUAUGAAAGUAGAGUGCAUAAGUGAGAGGUUAUUUGUUUCAUUUGUCAAAAACAAUUGCUUUAGGUAA
Molecule: messenger RNA, 1847 nt
Organism: Prunus persica (peach)
Lineage: Eukaryota; Viridiplantae; Streptophyta; Magnoliopsida; Rosales; Rosaceae
Product: glycine-rich protein 2-like
Exons: 1
Coding region: 193-816 (207 amino acids)
Molecular function (GO): nucleic acid binding; zinc ion binding
Source: RefSeq, a predicted model, not a curated record